CCCAUUUCCUUCGGCACAGAAAAGAACCAUCGACUCGGUCUGUCAAGUCAGUUUGUAAACAAUGGCUGAAUACUUAGCAUCGAUUUUCGGCACGGAGAAGGACAAAGUCAACUGUAGUUUCUACUUUAAGAUAGGAGCAUGUAGGCAUGGGGACCGUUGCUCCAGAAUCCACAACAAACCGACCUUUAGCCAG
Messenger RNA from Penaeus vannamei (Pacific white shrimp), 193 nucleotides. The record is from RefSeq and is a predicted model, not a curated record. NCBI's taxonomy places the organism in Eukaryota, Metazoa, Arthropoda, Malacostraca, Decapoda, Penaeidae.